CAGUUUCCCUUUCUCUCUCUCUCUCUCAUAAAGAGAAAUGGCAUCAGCAGAGCAUCAUCCAUUCGAAUUUGAGACAGCCCUCAAAGACUUGGCUAAUUCUGCCAAUCUCAAAGCCGUUCCUUCUAAAUUUAAUUUCAUCAAUGAGUCCACUGCAUUACCUUGUGAUUCUCUCCCCGUCAUUGAUUUCUCUGCCAUCACCGCCGAAGACCCUGAUCGACGGUCCCAAGCCAUCAACGAUCUCUCCAAUGCAUGCCAAGAAUGGGGCCUUUUCAUUCUGGUGAAUCACGGGAUACCGGAGGAGUUGAUGAAUGCGACUUUCACUGCGACCAGGGAAUUUUUCAGUCUGCCAGAGUCAGAGAAGAAGCAGUAUGAAGCCAAGAGCGCUUCGGAUCCCAUCAAGUGUGGCAAUUUCAACGUUGCCGAUACCUCAAACCAGAUAUUCACCUUGUGGAGGGAGUACCUCAAACUCUACUUUCAUCCUGACUUUCACUGCCCCAACCAACCCCACCUCUUAAGGGAAGUUCUACUGGGGUAUAGCAAAAGAACCCUAAAAUUGGCCAGAAAACUGAUGGAAGCAAUGUCUGAUGCCCUGGAACUGGAACGAGAUUACGUGGACCAAGUUUUGAAACUCGACUCGAGCUUGCAGAUUUUAGCUGCAAAUCUCUACCCACCUUGCCCUGAACCCGACAAGGCAAUUGGGGUCCCACAACACACAGAUCCAGGUCUCUUCACCUUUCUCAUACAUAAUGGAGUGGCUGGACUGCAAAUUGAGCACAAUGGCCAGUGGUUUGACCCUGUUUCUCCACAAAAUUCUAUUUUAGUUAAUGUUGACGAUCAGCUUCAGAUUUUAAGCAACGGGAGAUACAAGAGUGUGAAGCACAGAGCCGUUUUGAAUAGCGAAAGAGAAAGAAUGUCAAUUAUUGUGGUCAAUGGUCCAUCGGGGGAGGCGGUCGUCGGCCCUGCCACGCCCCUCGUACAAAAAGACGGCCGUCCAUUGUAUCGUUCGAUGAGAUAUGUGGAGUACGUGGAGACACAGCUGACGAAAACUCGAAUCAACGGCAAAUCGCUCCUGGAACAGCGUAUGAUAUGAUAUAUCAGAGGAGAAGCUUUGAUUUUAUAUGACAGGUGUUAGUAAAAUAGGGGGAAAAAUGCAAACAAUCUUUUUGUGAUAUCAUUUUCAAUAUCACAGAGGAGUUGGUGGUAUUUUUUUCGAACCUUAUUAUAGCUUGUGUAUGCUUAAUUGUACAUGGUGCAAUACUCCCAAUAUUUUUUAUUAUA
This is a messenger RNA of Sesamum indicum (sesame), 1278 nucleotides long. Its product is annotated as 2-oxoglutarate-dependent dioxygenase 19. The record is from RefSeq and is a predicted model, not a curated record. Lineage: Eukaryota; Viridiplantae; Streptophyta; Magnoliopsida; Lamiales; Pedaliaceae.